Carassius carassius (crucian carp) is the source of this 1246-nucleotide messenger RNA. RefSeq names its product mesenteric estrogen-dependent adipogenesis protein-like. The record is from RefSeq and is a predicted model, not a curated record. NCBI's taxonomy places the organism in Eukaryota, Metazoa, Chordata, Actinopteri, Cypriniformes, Cyprinidae. The transcript has 6 exons. Bases 181 to 819 code for a protein of 212 amino acids.
UCAUGUUGUAAAACACUUUGUCUGCCUGCUUAAAAUGAGGACGCCUGGGUCACUUAACCCCGCUAAAACAGUAAAACAGAUUCACAAAGCAGCUCCACGCCCACCAAACAAAAGCGAAGGGCGACUCACGCGCUGGACUAAUUCUGGGAUUUGUCCUCGAGAAGUUACAAGAGAAAGAACAUGCGGGAAAAGGGGGAUUCUGGCUUUGUUAUGGACGCUAUCGAGCUGGAGUCGUUUGUGAACAGCCCUCCUGCUGGAUUCAGUGUCGAGAGUCGCGCGGGCUGCAGAGUCGUGAAAUGGGCUCAGGAGAACAGCUGCGUGUUCAUCGAUGAGAUCCAGUCUAGCAAGGGGAAAGUGAUUUUCUUUAAUUCCCCGGGAAGGAAAGUCAUAGUACGUACUUUGAGGGAGUACACAGAUUUGAGACGACAGCUAACGUCCAAAACAAUAUACAUCUUGGUGUCUGCAUGCACCAAAACAAAGGUCGAAGAAAAGAGAAAGAGAGAUGUUCCAGUUGUUGGGUGUUAUGUGGUGGCGAUCAACGGCAGUCAUCCAAUGAUCAGAUGGGAGAUGGAGAGAGGCUUAGACAUGACUAUUUCAUCUGUUGCUGGAGAAAGUUAUACAGUUGAUGUUGAUGUUAGUGCUGCACUACAGGGAUGGGUCGGUGAGAGCCUUCAAAUCCUUUUUGAUGCAGAAAAGGUAAAACCUAUCUGGAAAGACACACAUUUCACCAUCAAGUACCGUUCUGACGCCCUUUUUGACUUUCCCUACUGGUUUGGUUUCAGCAAACAACAGUUCAAGGUCUCUUACCAUGGAAGAUGAGAUCAACACCCACAAGGUUGUGUGAAACAGCAAAUAUCUACUGAAAACAGGCUUCGGUCUGUGGAAAUUGAAGCCCUGCACAGAUGAGGAGACCAUUAAUGCACCUUAAAGGACCGUUUUACUGUAAAUUGAACUUUAUUUUGCUCAUGCCAGCAGUCAUACAAAAAAAACCCCACAAAGAAAUGGAGAUCACUGGAACAUAAUCUUAAUUAUAAAUCUGCUGGAGCAGAAAGGUCAAUUUCAUAAAUCCUCACAUUGUAAACUGGCAAACUCAAGAUAGUUCAAAUACUUCUUUAAAAGGGUCACUCUAUGCAAAAGUGCCUCAAUGUGUUACCUUCAUUGCUUUAAAUGGGUCAUAUCACAAGGAAUCAAAAGAUGAUCUUUUUGGAUUGCUGAAAUCAGGCCAAUAUAUUAGAUAAUUAUAUUA